AAUCAUAAUUUUUAUUAUGAAAUCAAUAAUUAUAUUUCCUAUGUUUUGUUUUGUCUUAAAUUUAUAAUAAAUUAAUAAAAGUUAUUGCAUACUAUUAUAUAUUUUUUACAUAAAAUAUAUCUAAUUUACACAUAACCAACUACACAAAACAAUCUUUAAAAAAAAUAUAUAUAUUUUUCAAAAAAAACACUUAAGCUUACAUUAUAUUCACACUUUCGUUCCAUAUAUAUCAUUAGAUCUAAUAUUUUUGCCUAUAACUUUAAAAUUUCUAAUAUCUGUAAAAAAAAUUUAAAAAAUCUUUUUUGAUCACUCACUCCGCGCAGGGCGCGGAUUAUCACCUAGUUCAUCGUUAUUACGUAGGGUCUCAGUUAUAUAAUCCAUAUGAAGUAAUUCAUUAUGAGAUGUUUAAAAAUUAUCUAUUUUUCAUUUUCUUUGAUUUUUAAAAGUUUGUAUAAAAAAAAUUAAAUUUAUUGAACUUGUAUGUAUUGAGGUUUAUCAUUGAUUAUAUUAACCUUAGUAACAUUAAAUGAUCCUUUAAUGUAAAACAGGCCAAAUAUAAACUCACAUCCUUCCUUAUAAAUGGACAAGUAACUGAAAAUUCUCUUAAAAAUUACAAGCUCGCAAAACUAAGUUAGAUACACGAGUAGGAAAUAAUAUGUUUAAUUUACUAUGAUUUCCUAAUUUUAUAAAUUUUAGAAUCAUAACUUAGUUAUAAACUUAUAAUUUAAAAGAAAAGGGCCGGUAGUCUAGUUAUAGGGAUUGAUUGGGAAGUGUUAUAGCUUUAUGUCUUUUACUUUAUAAAUUAGGCGAAUGGCUUCACGUACAAAGACGAAUAUUUUUUUAAAAAAAAUAUAUAUAUAUAUAUAUGAGCAUAUAAUGAAACUUUCAACGCCCCUAAAUUAUUAUUUUUUUAUGACGAUGCAAGCUUUCAUGAAUACAAACAAAUGGUGCUAAGUAGCCUAAAUUAUUUGUUGGUUAAUUUCAUGGUUUAAUAAAAUCAAAUAAAAGUACGAAAGAUUCAGUGGCUAAUGACAUUUAUGUGGUAACCAAUAAUUAAAAAUAGAACCAACAGUAUUAAAUUUACGUACCUACCCUUUAUUUUGCAGUGAUUAAGUUUUACACUUCCUUCCUCUUUCAAAUUCAUCUUCUCUUCGAUUCGACCCCAAAUUGGAAGCAAGUUUAAAUUCGACACCAAUGGCAGAUUCAGAGCCAAUCAGAGAAGGGGAACAAGAGACUCACACAACCACUACUCUCCAUCACCAAAUGAUUCCUUCCGAGCUGACUCACGACGAGUUCGCCGAGCUAACCGACUCAAUCACCGAGUUCCACACCUACCAACUCGGUCCCGGUCGCUGCUCCUCCCUCCUCGCCCAACGCAUCCAGUCCCCUCCCGAAACCGUCUGGUCCGUCGUGAGACGCUUCGAUCGUCCCCAGAUUUACAAACACUUCAUCAAAAGAUGCUCCGUCGAAGAAGGAUUCGAGAUGCGAGUGGGGUGCACGCGCUACGUGGACGUGAUCAGCGGCCUUCCGGCGAACACGUCGAGGGAGAGGCUCGAUCUCCUCGACGACGAGCGGAGGGUGACGGGGUUUAGCAUCACCGGAGGCGAGCACAGGCUGAGGAAUUACAAGUCGGUGACGACGGUUCAUGGAUUCGAGAGAGAUGGACGGAUCUGGACCGUUGUUCUUGAAUCGUACGUCGUGGAUGUGCCGGAGGGGAACACGGAGGAGGAUACGCGUUUGUUUGCUGAUACUGUGAUUAAACUGAAUCUUCAGAAGCUCGCGUCGAUUACUGAAGGUAUGAGUCGGAGUUCCGGCGACGGAGGAAACCCUCCGGUGAUGUGAAAGUAAUGAACACGAAAACAAAUUGGGGAAUUUCAUCUUUUUUUUUUGUUUAAUAAAAUUUUCCUUUGUAACAUUUUUUUUACUGAAUUGUAAUUUGCUUUUGGUCGUUAUUGUUGUCUCCUGGAUAAUUGGAAACUGGAAUGUUCGAUAAGUUAAAUCCAACGUUAGAAUAGCUGUUUACUUUUUACUUUAAAGCCAUCUGAGAAAAAAAAAAAAAAUAACUUGAUCUGGCUCAGAGCAUCUCCCAAGAGCAACCUUAUAUUUAAGGUUUACUGAACCUUAUAUUUGAGGUUUAAGGAUGAUCUUCUCCAAGAGUAAACUUCAAAAAAAACCUUAAAAAUUUUCAUCUUUUACAUAACAGUCUUUACAUUAUACAAACCUCAAAUAAAAGCAUAAAACUUUUAUAUAAUCUAAAAUCAUACAACAAAAAUAUUUUAAACAACAUUUAUUAAUAAACUAUUACAUUUUAAUAGCAUAUUACAUAUAAAUAAAAAACUUAAAAAUACAUAAUUAGUUGUGUUUUGUUCUCCAACAUCACAAUCUCUGGGAUUGUCUUCAUUUUCAAUCAACUUAAGUAGUGAUGAUGGUGGAUCAAAUUCAUCACAGCGUCCCAUUGGAUCAAAGAAAGCAAAACUCAAAAGAAAAAUCUCAGAAGGUAACAAUUCUUCAGUUGACACUUUGGUUUCAUCAAAUGAACAAGUCAUUGGUUUUUUAAAAGAAAAUGCAUCAGCUACGGAGAAGAAUUUUGAAUUAACUCAGCUACAUAUGCAAAACCAAGCAAAAAAACUAGCCCUUAAAGAAAUGCACGAAUAGAAUAAAAUGUUGCUAACAAACCUAGAAUCUAUCAGUGAUCAUACUACUCGUGAGUUUAUUCGAUCUGAACAAGAAAGAAUUAUAAAGAAAAGAACUCGAGGACAACAACAGCCUCCCAAUGCACCAACUUUUUAUGGACAACUUUUUAGUGAUAUUGAAGGUUCGGGAUCAGGUUUACCGGAAUAUUAGUAUAAUUGUAAUAUUGCUUAUGUAAUUUUAUUUUAUGCAUUUUUAGUUUUUGUAUUAACUUGUUUGAUGUAAUAUUGUCUUGUAUAAUAUUUGUUUAAUAUUAUUAAAAUAUUAUGCUUUGUUUUUA
This is a messenger RNA of Brassica napus (rape), 2971 nucleotides long. Its product is annotated as abscisic acid receptor PYR1. Gene Ontology annotation, biological process: abscisic acid-activated signaling pathway. NCBI's taxonomy places the organism in Eukaryota, Viridiplantae, Streptophyta, Magnoliopsida, Brassicales, Brassicaceae. Gene Ontology annotation, molecular function: signaling receptor activity; abscisic acid binding; protein phosphatase inhibitor activity. Gene Ontology annotation, cellular component: cytoplasm; nucleus. The transcript has a single exon. The record is from RefSeq and is a predicted model, not a curated record. Bases 1195 to 1842 code for a protein of 215 amino acids.